AUGGCCUCUAAAAAUGAGUUGCUGAAAAGCAUUUAUGCUGUACUUAAUAUUUUACAUUGUUCAUGGGAUAUUGAAAUGAAAUAUGUGCAAAUGUUGUUUCUGAAAACAUUAUUGAUUUUUUUGCAAAUUCAUUUGGAUAAUAUUGAAUCCAUCAAAGUUUGUUGGCAGCUUUACAUCGAAGUUUUUCCCGACGAAAAGACCAGUGCUGAUAAAUUUAUUGCCAGUCUGGUGAAAGAAAGUAUGGAACUGCUCGAAUCGAGUAACACAAAUAAUUAUUAUCUUGCAGCAACUAGAACAUAUUUGGCUACAAUUUUACAACUUUUUUGUAUGCAAGACAGUAGAGUUGAUUGGAUAAAAGUUAAACAUUUAUACCAUCUUUCGUCUGACAUUGCUAAGGAAAUGAGAGAAAACGGACAUAUGAUAUUAGCCGGUCAAGUCUACAAGGAAUUAUUGAGUGUGGCCAUAUCAACGGCUGAUGGAAUUGAAGAUGACACGUUCAUUGCUGGUGUGGGCACGAACGAAGCUGUAACCUGGUAUGCAGCAAUUAAAGACACUAAAAAUCAUUUUCAGCUACUACUAAAAUUCGGCUCGAUCGAACGACUUCAUCGACAUAUCGAAGUACUAUUUCAAAUGACAGUUCGAUGUUGCGAUUUAUGUGGAUUUGCAGAAUACAUGAACUAUCUAUGUAAUGAAAAACGGCAUAAUAUAGUUAUCAAUGAAGAAAAUACGUUAUUAAAAAAUGAGAUGUUUAAAUUAUAUAAAAAUAAAAUUCAUGAACUUCAAAAUUCAUACGGAAAGUACGAUUUAUUAACAGUUGAUGUUCACGUACAACAUAUGAUAAAAAAGUAUGCAAAAGUGACAUUAGUUACAAUGCCCUAUAUUUGCUAUAUAUUUGCACAAUGUUUUAUAGCAAAGGGAGACACUGAAAAUGCACAAAUAAUGGAAAAAGAAAUGAAUAGUUUGCUUGAAACAAUGAUGAGCGAUCUUGUUGUACAAAAUACAGUCGAAUUGGCUGAAUAUUUACAUAAUGAUAUAGAAAAUGUCUUUUAG
Molecule: messenger RNA, 1050 nt
Organism: Didymodactylos carnosus
Lineage: Eukaryota; Metazoa; Rotifera; Eurotatoria; Philodinida; Philodinidae
Source: the annotation of a GenBank genome assembly